Messenger RNA from Xyrauchen texanus (razorback sucker), 471 nucleotides. It is a transcript of the gene tnni1d, whose product is annotated as troponin I, skeletal, slow d. Gene Ontology annotation, cellular component: troponin complex. The annotation marks the transcript as partial. The record is from RefSeq and is a predicted model, not a curated record. The transcript is spliced from 5 exons. NCBI's taxonomy places the organism in Eukaryota, Metazoa, Chordata, Actinopteri, Cypriniformes, Catostomidae. Gene Ontology annotation, biological process: muscle contraction.
AAACUUUCUCUAAAGAAAAUGCUUCUGAACAGAGCCAUGAAUGAUCUGGAGAGGGUGAAAAAGAAGACAGAUGAAGAGAGAAAUCGCUACCUGCAGGACAAUCUCCCUCCUCUGCAGCUUUCUGGACUCUCUCUGGCCGACUUACAGGUGACGUACCCAGACCAAAAGAAUAAAAAUUUUCAGGUAGAUGAAGAGAGGUACGACAAUGAGGAUAAAGUCAUUAAAUAUAACAAAGAUUUCAACGAGCUAAAGUUGAUGUUUCAGGGUCUAGGGGGGAAGUUUAAGAAGCCUGUGCUGAGGAAGGUACGUGUGUCUGCUGAUGAGAUGAUGAGGGCCCUGCUGGGCUCCAAACACAAAGGCUCCAUGGACCUCAGAGCAAAUCGCAAGUCUGUCAAGGAGGACAUCAAGCAAGAGAAGGUCCUGAACAGUGAAGUAGGUGACUGGCGUAUGAUAACUGUAGACACGUUUUAG